Molecule: messenger RNA, 3150 nt
Organism: Bombina bombina (fire-bellied toad)
Lineage: Eukaryota; Metazoa; Chordata; Amphibia; Anura; Bombinatoridae
Gene: KLHL35
Product: kelch like family member 35
Exons: 7
Coding region: 132-1886 (584 amino acids)
Molecular function (GO): protein binding
Source: RefSeq, a predicted model, not a curated record
GUGUGACUGCCCCCUCCCCUUAUCUCCCAUAAAAGGAAUAUUCAGUACAAAUAGAUGCUGGUUAAGUGACACACAGCAUCCUACAGCUGGACUCUGCAUGAACAAGAUCGGGGCUGUCCCUUCAUUCAAGGAUGCCUCUGAUAGCAGAAUUGAUGUAUGAUUCAAAUGGUCUUGAAAAUUCCAUCCAAGAACCAAGAGAAGAAAAAUUCCAGUUGAAGCUCUGCAGUGGAUCAUGCCAAGCAACACAAAUCCUACAAAGCUUAAAUGUUUAUAGAAAAAGUGGUAUAUUUACAGAUGUGGUUCUUCUUAUAGAUGGUCAAGAAUUUCCAUGCCACAAAGCCACACUUUCUGCCAACAGCUCUUACUUCAGAGCUAUGUUCAGUGGUAACCUCAGAGAAACCAACCUAAAAACGGUGAAAAUACAGAAUAUCUCCUCUCCGACCAUGAGUCUUCUUCUAGAUCACAUGUAUGGGGAGAGUAUCAUUAUACACCAAGACAAUGUUGAACAAAUUCUUGAAGCUUCUGAUCUUCUCCAGAUUUGUAGACUACGAGCGGCGUGUGUGGAUUUUCUUGAAAGCCAGUUGCAACCUUGCAACUGUGUGGGCAUUAUGAAGUUUGCAGACUCAUAUUCAAUUCCAUCCCUGUUUGAAAAAAGUAACAAAAUAAUACUUGAAGGUUUUGAAGAGGUUUCUUGCCAUGAGGAGUUCUUGGACCUUAGUAAAGAUGAACUCGUUAAGUGUUUGUCAAGUCAAAAUUUAGUGGUAAGGAAAGAAGAAGUUGUGUUUGAAGCAGUGAUGAGAUGGGUGAAGAAAAAUAUCAGUAUUAGAAAAAAAUGCUUGAAAGAGAUUCUGGAGCAUGUGAGAUUGCCUUUACUGGAUCCCGUCUAUUUCCUGGAGAAGGUAGAAAAGGACAAGGUUAUCCAAGAGUGCCCUGAGUGUUUCUCUUUAUUGUAUGAAGCUCGGAUGUUUUACAUUGUUGGAAAUGAAGGCAAUUCAUUCAGAGUGAGACCAAGAAGGUUUACAGAGAUGUCAGAAGUCAUCAUAGUUGUCGGAGGUUGUGACAAAAAGGGACUUUUAAAAUUACCUUUCACCGACAGUUAUCACCCAAAGAGGAAACAGUGGAAGUCUCUGGCCAGUAUGCCUGGCUACACAAACUCAGAAUUUGCUGUUUGCAUAUCAAAAAAUAACAUGUAUGUCUCAGGAGGUCACAUGACCAGCAGUGAUGCCUGGGUAUUUAACACAAAGUUGAAUGUUUGGGCUAAGAUUGCCCCUUUGAAUAAGGGCAGAUGGAGACACAAAAUGGCCACACUUAAGGGAGAGGUUUAUGCAGUAGGGGGCUUUGACGGCUUGCAGAGAUUGUCGUCAAUGGAACGUUACAGCUCAUUUACUAACACCUGGACCCCUGUUACGCCCAUGUUGGAAGCGGUUAGCUCAGCAGCUGUUGUAUCGUGCAUGAAUAAGCUCUAUGUGAUUGGAGGGGCUUUAGAUGCAUAUAUGAACACUGACAAGGUGCAGUGCUUUGACCCUGAAGAAAGCAAGUGGACUUAUAAAACACCAACUCCUUUCUCCCAGAGAUGCAUUAAUGCUGUUGAAUUAGAUAAUAAAAUCUAUGUUGUCGGAGGUCUUCUGAGUACAAUUUAUAGUUAUUGUCCCUUAAAGGAUUCUUGGAGUGAAGUUGCAAGUCUACCAGGACCUCUGGAAAGCUGCGGAGUGACAGCCUGCGAUGGGAAGAUCUUUAUUAUGGGAGGCAGCAAUGAGAACGGAGAAGGCACCGACAAAGCCUUAACCUUUGACCCUAAUACGGGAGAGGUGGAAGUGGAAGCUCCGUUACAGCGCUGCACGAGCUAUCAUGGCUGUGUCACUAUCUUAGAAAGGCCGGGAACAUGAUCAGCACAUAAAGAAGCAUACCUACGUAUCACCACUGCUAUAUACCAGCAGAAUAACUAAAUACCUCACACCCAAUAAACCUGGUGAUGGUUAGGAGCUAUGAUUUGUUUCUGCUCUUUAUAUAAAGAUAUGCAAAAGAGCGUUACCUUUACUUAAAGGGGCAUUGAAAAUAUUGUUUUUGCAUGAAAAAGGUUAAGUUGACUCUAUUUUAAUUUUGAACGGUACAGAAAGUUUAUGUCAGUUGGUUUAUGGGAUAGAAGCUUACUGGCUGAUAAGGACAACAACAGUUCUAUAGAUGGAGUGACACAUCCCACAAGCAUAAGAACAAAAAAUGCUGCAUCUAAACAUUUAUAGAACAACAAUAUAUAUAUAUUUUAAAAUGCCCUCUUUAAAGGGACAGUCUAGUCAAAAUUAAACUUUCAUUAUACAGAUAGGACAUGAUAGUUUAAACAACUUUACAAUUUAUUUUUUAAUCAAAUUUGCUUUGUUCCUUUGUUAUUCUUUGUUAAAAGCAAAACCUAUAAACUCAUAUGCCAAGUUCUAAACCUUUGAGGGCCGCCUCUUAUUUCAAUGCAUUUUGAUAGAUGUUCACAGAUAGAUUGUGCUAGUUCAUGUGUGCCAUAUAGAUAACAUUGUGCACACCCCGUGGAGUUACCUAGGGGUCACCACUGAUUGGCUAAAAGGCAAGUCUGUCAAAAUAACUGAAAUAAGGGGGCAGUCUGCAGAGGCUUAGAUACAAGGUAAUUACAGAGGUGAAACCGGUGUAAUAUAACAGUGUUGGUUGUGCAAAACUGGGGAAUGGGUAAUAAAGGGAUUAUCUAUCUUUUUUAAACAAUAAACAGUUCUGGAGUAGACUGUCCCUCAACUCAUUGAAACAAUUACUUUACUGUCCCCUUUAAAGGAACACAGUGACCGUUAUUAUGUGUGUGCUGUAAAUGUCAGAGAACGUAAAUUGUCUGUGCAGUAAUGUUACUUAUAUUUUUUAAUAUGUUUUGUGUUAAAACGUUCUUGUAUUUAUACUGGCGUCUACAGAAGUUUUUUUAAUGUAUUAGCACAGCAGAUCUUUCUUCAUGAUAGUACAGGAUGGGAAAAGUGAGUAGGAAAUUGAUAAAGAAAGAGAGACCUAGCAAUGUGAAGGUUGCAAUAAACUUUUCAUUUUUACAAUGUUUGUUAUUAUUAUUAUUGGAGUGUUGUUAACCAGCAAAUGACAAUACGUGACCUGGUACUAUUAAAUGCUUUAAAUAAUAAAAAACGCAAGUUGCAA